Messenger RNA from Chroicocephalus ridibundus (black-headed gull), 2147 nucleotides. It is a transcript of the gene ARMH1, whose product is annotated as armadillo like helical domain containing 1. Lineage: Eukaryota; Metazoa; Chordata; Aves; Charadriiformes; Laridae. The record is from RefSeq and is a predicted model, not a curated record. Bases 117 to 1301 code for a protein of 394 amino acids. The transcript is spliced from 10 exons.
GGAAGGUGUAUUGUUCGUGAGAAGGGUUGUGGGAGACUUGAGGUAUCCCAGGAGAGGGUGAAACCUGCUGAGGAAAGAGAAGCUUUAAGUUUUGCUUGAGGCUGGGCACAACCUUGAUGUUGCAAGAUGCAAAGGCAGAAGAGAUCAUGACUUCCGUCAAAGAGCAGGAAGCCAUCAGGAAGCUCAUGGUUUUCUUGCAGGAAUGGGAUAGUGCCCACAAAGUUGCUCGAAGCCACAUGCUGAACAACUUCAUUAAAAGCAAUGAUGGCAAGACAGAACCAGAGCUGGAGCUGGAGUUCGCCCAGGGAGCCAGCUUGUUUCUGGCUCGCCUCACGGCAUGGCUCAGGAUGACCUACACGUACAACACGUGCCUCAACCAGCUGCUCAAGUCCAUUGGCAUCUUCUUAUCUGCUGCAAGUGGACGCAGAUACCUUAUCGAAUUUCUGGAGAUCGGAGGUGUCUUGAUUCUCCUGGAAAUACUAGGGCUGAACCACCUGAAAGAAGAGGACAAAAGGGAGUGUGUAAAGCUGCUCCAGCUCGUCGCAAACUCUGGCAGGAAGUAUAAGGAGUUCAUUUGUGAAAGCUACGGGGUGCGAUCCCUCGCCAAUUUCUUGGCCACUUCCAACUCAGCAGAGGCUCAAGAAGAUGUGCAGGUUCUACUGGACUCCUUGGGCCGUGGCAAUCCCAAGUACCAGAACCAAGUCUACAAAGGCCUCGUUGCUGUGCUGCCCUGCGCCUCCCCCCGAGCCCAGCAGCUGGCUCUGCAGACGCUCGUGGUCAUGCAGGACUUGCUGGGAGAGGCGCCCGCAAUCCUGGUGGAACCCGUGCUGGGCGCGCUGUGCUCAGUGCACCUGGACGUCCAGUACGAAGCCAUCCAGCUGCUGAAGGCCCUCAUGGCCUGCCAGGUCCGGCCGGCCCUGCUGAAGGGCUUGGUUGCCCUACUGACACCACCCGGGGAGACAGCUUUUACCUCCUGCGACGAGACCGCCAAAGACCCAGCCACACUUUGCCCAAGGGAGCCCAUGCUGGUGUAUAUUCAGCAAGCAGCUGCUGCAAAAGCCAUUGGUGUAUUAGCCAAGGAGUCAGCAGAAGUGGCGGAAGAGCUGAUCCAGCUGAAAGUGGUACAUGGCCUGAUGGUUGCUGUGGGGAACCUGGAUCAUGCGGCCAGCCAGAGACAUGCCAGCAUCUCCCUGGAAGUGAGCAGGAAUGACUGUCCACCAGAAGAAAAAAAGCGCACAACUCCAAUCCAGAACCAAAUCUGGGAAUCUGUCAAGACUCACAGUGUUCCUGAAUGCUUAUGACAAGAAUUACCAUACAUCCUUUCAGAGAGUGGGAUGUUUUCCAGGAAGAAACCAAGCAGCCCUUUGCCAACUAAAUGAAGGAAAGCUACCAAGCCUGAAACGUGCAAGUGUCAUCUUGUUAUGACAUGACAAAAGUCAGUCUCCCUUUUACUUGUCACGUCACCAGGGAGUUGUAGAGGCAUGUAAAGCAGAGACUGGGAGGCACUCACUGCUCUGUCAGGGGUUCCAGGUAUCAGCAAGACCCCAGGAAAACCUGGGGCUCAGUCCCUGCAAAUCUACCUUGCCCUGCAGGUACCUAAGGUCAAGCGCAGGGCACUCAAAACACACUCUCACCAUCUGCUUGGAGGCAUUUGAGAUCUCCAAGUCCUUCAGAUUUUAGCCCAAAUCUCCAAGGUGCCAUAUUCUAUUAGUUCAUAUCAAAGUCUGUCAAUAACACAAAGUGUUUUGUGUCAUCUGUAGGGCCAUGUCAGGGACACAAUCUUAGCACACCACUUACAGAUAGGACCCAAAGUAUUACAUAAAGUAAAAGGCAUGGAGGUAACCAUUCAGGACAAGGUAAACUCCCUGCAAAAACCAGGGCAGUCUGAAGUCUAGCAGGAGAGACUCCUCCUCUGAGGAAAGGAGACAUUAGUCACAGUUUAAUACAAUGUCCAUUAUGUCUCACACAGAGAGCACCCAGGUUAGUUUCAUAAGACAGCUCUAAGAUAAUUUGCUCCUAGCAAACAAUUUCCAAAUUGCCAUUACAGGCAGUGACAACAAGAGAACUUUUGGUCAGCAUAAAAGCAGCCAAAAAUCCUUCUGCAAGAAGAGUAGAAUGCUCAGAUCAGAAAGGCCAUUACCUGUCAG